AUGACAUCAAGAAUCACACUCCUCGAACCCGUCCUCUCCCUCUGCAACGCCUUCACCACGCACGCACCGGUCUCAACCCUCCUCUCAACCUUCACCACACAACCAACACCGCUAGUCCACGAACACGGCCUCCCCCAGUUAGCCCCCUUCCUCGGUCACUCCUUCAGCGGCACAGACGGAGUAGCGCGGUACUUCGAGCUCCUCGCGGACCUACUAGAGAUCACAGCCGUGACCUUUGAACCAGACGACAACUGGCUCGUCGAUGACGCAUGCAUGUGCGUCUCGCUGCGCGGGUCUGCAACUUUUAAAUGGAAGGCCACCGGCCAGGCAUGGGAUGAGACUUUCAUGUACCGCCUUGCGUUGGCGACCGAUGUGAGCAGUGACCCCGGGAAGAAGGGAAGGUUGCUUGUUUGGGAGUAUAGGGUUUGGGCUGAUACGGGUGCCGCGUAUCUGGCCCGAAUGGGGAGGUUGGGCGAGCUGGUCACUGGAGAGGUAGGGAAGGGGAAGGGUGUUGUGGAGGGGAUUCAUGUUCCCGGACUAGGCGAUGAUGUGCAGAAAGAUGUGAUGGGUGAGACGGAGACGAGGAGCAGUCGGGACCGGAAGAGGAGCGGGUGUCAGGAUGUGCUCGGUGAAGGACUAAAUGUGUAUGGAUCUUGUGGAUGA
Messenger RNA from Penicillium riverlandense, 663 nucleotides. RefSeq lists its product as uncharacterized. The record is from RefSeq and is a predicted model, not a curated record. The transcript has a single exon. Lineage: Eukaryota; Fungi; Ascomycota; Eurotiomycetes; Eurotiales; Aspergillaceae. The coding region runs from base 1 to 663 and encodes 220 amino acids.